Trichosurus vulpecula (common brushtail) is the source of this 2523-nucleotide messenger RNA. RefSeq names its product ribosomal protein S6 kinase A5 (gene RPS6KA5). Bases 1 to 2397 code for a protein of 798 amino acids. Gene Ontology annotation, molecular function: ATP binding; protein serine/threonine kinase activity; magnesium ion binding. Lineage: Eukaryota; Metazoa; Chordata; Mammalia; Diprotodontia; Phalangeridae. Gene Ontology annotation, biological process: regulation of DNA-templated transcription; intracellular signal transduction; protein phosphorylation. The record is from RefSeq and is a predicted model, not a curated record. The transcript is spliced from 17 exons.
AUGGAGGAGGGUGGCGGCGGCAGCGACGGCGGUGUCAGCGCCGCGGGGACCAGCGCGGACCGAGGGGACGAGCUCUUAACUGUCAAACACGAGCUGCGGACCGCUAAUUUAACAGGACAUGCGGAGAAAGUGGGAAUUGAAAAUUUUGAACUUCUGAAGGUUCUAGGAACAGGAGCCUAUGGAAAAGUGUUCCUGGUUCGUAAAAUAAGUGGUCAUGAUGCCGGAAAGCUGUAUGCUAUGAAAGUUCUGAAGAAAGCCACCAUUGUUCAGAAAGCCAAGACAGCAGAGCACACAAAGACAGAACGGCAGGUGCUAGAACACAUCAGGCUCUCGCCAUUUCUGGUUACGCUACAUUAUGCUUUCCAGACAGAAACCAAGCUGCAUCUCAUUCUAGAUUACAUAAAUGGUGGAGAACUUUUUACUCACCUUUCUCAAAGAGAACGUUUCACGGAAAAUGAAGUGCAGAUAUACAUUGGGGAAAUUGUGCUUGCCCUUGAACACCUCCAUAAGUUGGGCAUUAUAUACCGUGACAUUAAACUAGAGAAUAUUCUACUUGAUAAUAAUGGCCAUGUGGUGCUGACAGAUUUUGGUCUAAGUAAGGAGUUCCUUGCUGAUGAAACUGAAAGAGCAUAUUCUUUUUGUGGAACUAUAGAAUACAUGGCGCCUGAUAUUGUCAGAGGAGGAGAUGCAGGACACGAUAAGGCAGUUGACUGGUGGAGUUUAGGUGUUCUUAUGUAUGAAUUAUUAACUGGAGCAUCUCCGUUUACUGUUGAUGGAGAGAAAAAUUCCCAAGCUGAAAUAUCUAGGAGAAUAUUAAAAAGUGAACCUCCAUAUCCCCAAGAAAUGAGUGCUUUAGCUAAAGAUAUAAUUCAGCAUCUCUUGAUGAAAGAUCCUAAGAAAAGAUUGGGUUGUGGCCCACGAGAUGCAGAUGAAAUCAAAGAGCAUCCCUUCUUUCAGAAAAUAAAUUGGGAUGAUUUAGCUGCCAAAAAAGUGCCAGCACCAUUUAAACCAGUAAUCCGAGAUGAGUUAGAUGUCAGUAAUUUUGCAGAAGAGUUUACAGAAAUGGAUCCCACAUAUUCUCCUGCAGCUCUGCCUCAGAGCUCAGAGAGGCUAUUUCAGGGAUAUUCUUUUGUUGCUCCUUCUAUCUUAUUUAAACGCAAUGCAGCUGUCAUAGAUCCUCUUCAGUUUCACAUGGGAAUUGAACGUCCAGGAGUAACAAAUGUUGCCAGGAGUGCAAUGAUGAAGGACUCUCCAUUUUAUCAGCACUAUGACCUAGAUCUUAAAGACAAACCAUUGGGAGAAGGAAGUUUUUCAAUUUGUCGAAAAUGCUUACAUAGGAAAAGCAAUCAAGAAUAUGCAGUCAAAAUAAUAAGCAAAAGAAUGGAAGCCAACACUCAGAAAGAAAUAACAGCUUUGAAACUCUGUGAAGGACACCCCAAUAUAGUGAAGUUGUAUGAAGUUUAUCAUGAUCAGCUUCACACAUUUCUGGUGAUGGAACUUCUGAACGGGGGAGAACUCUUUGAACGAAUUAAGAGAAAGAAACACUUCAGUGAGACCGAAGCCAGUUAUAUCAUGCGGAAGCUUGUUUCAGCUGUGAGCCACAUGCAUGAUGUGGGAGUGGUACAUAGAGAUCUGAAGCCUGAGAAUUUAUUGUUCACUGAUGAAAAUGAUAAUUUGGAAAUUAAGGUGAUUGAUUUUGGAUUUGCACGUUUAAAGCCGCCUGAUAAUCAGCCUCUUAAGACGCCAUGCUUUACCCUUCAUUAUGCUGCUCCAGAGCUCUUAAAUCAUAAUGGCUAUGACGAAUCUUGUGAUCUGUGGAGCUUGGGAGUCAUUUUGUAUACAAUGCUGUCAGGACAGGUUCCAUUCCAGUCUCACGACAAAAGUUUAACAUGUACCAGUGCAGUAGAAAUCAUGAAAAAAAUUAAAAAAGGUGAUUUCUCUUUUGAAGGAGAAGCCUGGAAGAAUGUAUCCCAGGAAGCCAAAGAUUUGAUUCAAGGACUUCUUACAGUGGAUCCCAAUAAGAGACUUAAAAUGUCUGGCUUGAGGUACAAUGAAUGGCUUCAAGAUGGCAGUCAGCUGUCUUCAAAUCCUUUGAUGACUCCAGAUAUACUAGGAUCUUCGGGAGCUGCUGUGCAUACCUGUGUAAAAGCAACAUUUCACGCCUUUAACAAGUACAAGAGGGAAGGAUUCUGCCUUCAGAAUGUUGAUAAGGCUCCCCUUGCAAAGAGAAGGAAAAUGAAGAAAACUAGCACGAGUACAGAGACCCGCAGCAGUUCAAGUGAAAGUUCUCAUUCUUCUUCCUCUCAUUCUCAUGGUAAAACUACACCAACAAAGACACUGCAGCCAAGUAAUCCUGAUAGCAAUAAUCCAGAAACCAUCUUCCAGUUCUCUGACUGAAGAAUGUUAACAGUGGUGGGAAUGGAAUUGGUGAUACCCUGCACCUUUACUCCUCUUGAUUUAGAGCUGAGAGAUGCUUAUUGAUUUUUUAAAAAUACCUGCCAUGUCCUCCUGCUCUCAUUUGAA